Messenger RNA from Salvia hispanica, 1035 nucleotides. The record is from RefSeq and is a predicted model, not a curated record. Lineage: Eukaryota; Viridiplantae; Streptophyta; Magnoliopsida; Lamiales; Lamiaceae.
UGUACUAGUAGGGUUUUUUUUCCGGAACGACUGAAGAAACAAAGCAAUCAAUUGGGCUUAAUCACCAAAAUUAAUACACAAAUCUGGCCUCGUUCAAAACUUCAAACCAUUUUUCUACGCCUAAACUACCGACACAGUUGGGAGCUAGUUCCAGUCAUUUCAUUCUUUAACAAAUAACAACCGAAGGGACUUUUUUUAUUCUUUUUGCUGUAGCCUGUUACUGUUGCAAGCUAUUAGCUUCCUAGUUAUUUUCAUAAACUUCGUACAAGAUAUAACUGGAGAACCCGAACAGUCUGAGUGAUGUUUUCAUUAUUUUAUGGACUCUGGAAGUACAUGUUCACCAAGAUGGAGUUUCGUGUUCUCAUUCUUGGAAUUGACAAAGCUGGCAAAACAACAUUACUGGAGAAAGUGAAGUCACAGUAUUCAAACUUGGAAGGCCUUCCGCCUGACCGAAUUGUUCCAACGGUGGGGCUCAAUAUUGGUCGUGUUGAAGCGUCAAACACAAAACUCGUUUUCUGGGACCUGGGAGGUCAGCCUGGUCUUCGCUCCAUUUGGGAAAAAUAUUAUGAAGAGGCACAUGCUGUAGUUUAUGUAAUUGAUGCUGCUUGUCCAUCCCGUUUUGAAGAUUCAAUAUCUGCUCUUGAAAAGGUUCUUCGGCAUGAGGAUUUGCAAGGAGCUCCACUUCUGAUAUUAGCAAAUAAACAGGAUCUCAAAGAUGCUGUACAUGCUGAUGCACUUGCUCGAUAUCUGGACCUAAAAAAAUUGAACGAAAGAGUUUAUGCAUUUCAAGCAGUUUCGGCAACUGAUGGGCUUGGGAUCAAAGAAAGUGUAAAGUGGCUAGUAGAUGCCAUGGAAAGAAGCGAGAGAACAGAUACAUUGCGAGUUCGUGCUGGAUCCAGUGUUGUUUAGAAUUGAUAGUGCUAUAGCAACCUUAUAAUAGAGUUAUAUACUAGUAUUACACAUUGUUAUAUGCAUCUCAUGGUUCAAUUUUUUAUCUGAAUAGUUUGGCAUUGAAUCGACAUCAAUUCUAUAGUU